Messenger RNA from Colletotrichum spaethianum, 2193 nucleotides. RefSeq lists its product as uncharacterized. Gene Ontology annotation, biological process: carbohydrate metabolic process. Lineage: Eukaryota; Fungi; Ascomycota; Sordariomycetes; Glomerellales; Glomerellaceae. The record is from RefSeq and is a predicted model, not a curated record. The transcript has 2 exons. Bases 1 to 2193 code for a protein of 730 amino acids.
AUGGGUGGCCUGUGGGCAAACAUCUUUGCUUUUGUGACGGGUCAAUGGGGCAUAAUUUUGCCUAACUGGAGUGGUGUUCUUCGUGACGACAAUUCGUUUGUUCACGAGCCCAGCUGGUACCGCUAUGUCCGGGCCAGCGAGUCUAGAACAAUCCAGCCCGUUGGGGUCGUACCUGACCUCACCCGCGGCGAUGUUACCAAUCCUUCGGGUCUUACCACGGGAGAGGGUGGCCCUACGAUACUUUUCCGUGCUGGAGAGGAGAACGAAAUCCCUUCUGUCACGAUCGAUUUCGGUCAGAACACCGUUGGAAUCUUGUCGAUUUCGUUUGCCGGGUCAUCGACUUCUUCUGCUUCGCCAAGUGGAGACGGGAGAAUUGGCAUUGACGGGGGGGAAAGUCAGGAAAGACCUGGUAUACGACUCGCCUUCUCCGAGACGUUGCGGUUCUUGGGCAAUGUCAGCGACUUCUCGCGCUCAUACAACGGCGACACAAUCACUCCGGGCAGCGACCAGAUCGCAGUCCAGAAGAACCCCUACAUCUGGACAGUGAAGCACGGCUGCCAGCACCGCGACGCCGCCAAUGGAAAGGGGCAAGUCUGCGCAGACGGUCUGCACGGCUUCCGCUACCUUCGCAUUUACCUCGACGCCCUCCCUUCCGACGCGCCGCACACUGUCCCCUAUGGCCGCGUCGAAAUCUCCAACCUCUCCCUUGCCCUCUCGGCGUUCCACGGCACGCCCGACACCUACCAAGGGUGGUUCGAGUGCAGUGACGAGGAGCUGACACGGUGGUGGUUUGACGGUGUGUAUACUAACGACCUCUGCGUUGACACGUUCCGCGGCGCCGAGGAUGCGGAGCCACGAGGGGCGGGGAGUGAGACGCUCGAGGGCCGAUUUGUGAUCCACGAUGCGCCGAAGAGGGAUCGGGAUCCGUACGUCGGCGAUCUAGCGGUGGCGGCAAUGACGGGCUAUACUUCCUUUUAUGAUGAUGAGUUUGAGAUGUUGACAUUCGAUAGUAUGAACUACACGCUCCCGCUGUUCGACUACCCCCUCUGGUGGGUCGUCUGCAGCCACGACUACGUCUGGUACACAGGCGACGUGGAGUACUUGUCGGCCUACUACUCCAACCUCGUCGCUGUGCUGGACCGCUGGUACCCCUCUGUCACGGACCCGGCGACGGGACUUGUGACCAAGGGGCUGAACGGGACGGCCGGGUACGGCGACUACGCAUUUCUGCCACGCCAGGGGCCGGUGACGUACUACAACGCGCUGUACGUGCUCGCACUGCGUCGGGCGGCGGAGAUGGCGGUUGAGUUCAAGAAAGACGGGGAUGCGGAACGGUGGAGGGGGCGGGCGGACAGGGUUGCGAGGUCUUUGGGGCAGAGGAAUUUCGACCAGAGGGUCGGUGCAUUUUGGGACGGGACGAAGGAAGGGGAGUUUGUGGAUGCGCACGCGCAGGAUGGGAACAGCAUUGCCAUUCUUACGGACGUGGUGGACAGAGAGAAAGCGAAGGGGAUAUUGGGGUAUUACUCACGGGCCGCGGCCAGGCCGUACGGGAACGCGUUUUACGACUCGGACGCCGUGGCGGAGGGGUUCAGCCAGAGGGUGUACGCUUUCAUAUCCUACUUCGAGCUCGCGGCCCGGUUCAAGUCCGGGAUGGGGGAGAGCGCCGUCGAGGAGAUGAAGAGGUUGUACGGCUGGAUGUCACGGCAGGACCCGGGUGUGACGUUUUGGGAGGGCAUCGGGCCGGAGGGGAGGCCGUAUGAGGACGGGUACACGAGCAUGGCGCACGGGUGGGCCACGGGGUUGGUGCCGUUGAUGACUGGGUGGGUUCUGGGUGUAAAACCGACGGGGCCUGGGUUCCGGACGUGGAGCGUCGUGCCGGAGAUGGCGGGGCUGAGGUGGGCCAAGGGGGUUGUGCCGACGCCGGAGGGCGAGGGCAUCAGGGUUGAAUGGGAGGACCACGGGUAUGGGGACGUUAAAAUGGAGGUGAGGGCGGCAGAGGGGUCGAGGGGGGUUGUGGGCAUUCCCGUGGAGGGUAAGGGGGCGCUUGUCAAGGUUGAUGGGGAAGUUGUGUAUGCUGGGCAGGACGGUAUGUCGGCGAGGUUUUUUGAGGAUAGGGUUUGGGUUGAAGUUGAAGGCAAGGGCACGCGUUGUAAUAUUGUGGUUUCUGUGAAGGGCAGGCCCGAUAGUCUGUAA